GGAAAGUUCAGGUUCAAACCCUGGCUGAAGUGAUAUUUUUCGUAAUAAAUGUUCUGUAUUAAAACAUUGGCCGGUUGAUGUCGACCGAAAAGCAUGAUUAUUGAAAUUAAACGUCGAUUAUUCCAUUCAGGGUUGCUUAUUUUAUUUCCCUGUCACCUUCCGACUUGAACGAAAAAAUAUAGCACGAGCAAUACCAAGUAUUUCAAUCACUUUUUUCAAACUCGACCUGUGUCUUUCACUGCGCCAAAAGCCCCGCCAUCUACCGUCACUGAAUGUAAGUAAUGUAACACGAAUUAGUUGUGUAUCCAACACGUGCUGAACUGUGCUGAACGUACACGUGGUGUGCACGUAUUCUAGCGUGUUUGCUGAGAAGCACAGCUCUACAUCGUCCCAGUACACGGGUCUUUUUGAGAGGUUAUGUCCUUUCGUGGACGCGGCGGCCGAGGAGGCGGCGGUGGUUUCAGAGGCGGUCGAGGCGGCGGGGGGUUUAACAGGGGACGCUCUGGCGGCUUCGACAAGGGCAGAGGGUACGACCAAGGACCUCCGGAGACCGUAAUGCCCUUGGGUCACUUCACGUGGACGGUCGAGAACGACUUGGUCCUUAAGGUCGACAUAGAACAAGUGCCCUUUUUCAACGCGCCGAUCUAUACAGAGAACAAGCAGCAGAUCGGGAAGAUAGACGAGAUAUUUGGGAAUAUUCGUGACUAUUACGUGUCCGUUAAACUGUCUGAGAACGUGAAGGCCGGCAGCUUUGAGAAGGACGCUCAGUUGUAUAUCGACCCAGGAAAGCUACUGCCUCUCCAAAGGUUCCUGCCGAGACCUCCUGGAGAACAGAAAAGAGGUGGCGGCGCCGGCAGAGUCAUGAAAAGAAGCGCCGGAGGCAGAGGAGGCUUCGGUAGGGGCGGAAACAGGGGAUCCUUCGGGAGGGGAGGAGGCGGUGGCUUUGGUAACAGAGGUGGCAACAGCGGAGGAUUUAGGGGUCGCGGAGGAGGCGGUGGAUUCAACCGUUUCAAUUCAGGUGGCGGUCGAGGAGGUGGAGGGGGAGGGGGAGGAGGAGGCAGAGGAAGAUGGUAGAUUUUAAAAUUGUGUUAAUGUAAAGGAAUAUCUUGCUUAUACCAUAAUGACGAAUAUUAUAUAAAUUAUAAAAAGGAUUAAAUAUUUUAUACAAUU
Molecule: messenger RNA, 1170 nt
Organism: Vollenhovia emeryi
Lineage: Eukaryota; Metazoa; Arthropoda; Insecta; Hymenoptera; Formicidae
Gene: Gar1
Product: probable H/ACA ribonucleoprotein complex subunit 1
Exons: 4
Coding region: 418-1074 (218 amino acids)
Biological process (GO): ribosome biogenesis; snoRNA guided rRNA pseudouridine synthesis
Cellular component (GO): box H/ACA snoRNP complex
Molecular function (GO): box H/ACA snoRNA binding
Source: RefSeq, a predicted model, not a curated record